This is a messenger RNA of Capsella rubella, 426 nucleotides long. RefSeq names its product S-protein homolog 14. The record is from RefSeq and is a predicted model, not a curated record. The transcript has a single exon. Bases 1 to 426 code for a protein of 141 amino acids. Lineage: Eukaryota; Viridiplantae; Streptophyta; Magnoliopsida; Brassicales; Brassicaceae.
AUGAAUCGUUUGAUAUUAUUUACGUUCGUUGUUACGUCGUGUUUUGGAUUGAAUGCAGCAUUUUUUUUCGACAUGUUCCCAUGUCCGAGUAACGAAGUUAUAAUUACAAACGAUCUUGGUCCCGGUUUGGUUCUCCAAUACCAUUGUCAUUCAAGAGACGACAACUUAGGCGUGCAGCAUUUACAAUACAAUGACACAAAAAGAAUAAAAUUCGGAGACAAGAUAGGCAAAAGGACAAGAUGGACUUGUCUUCUGAAACAUGGCAUUCGUAUGCAGUUUUAUCGAGAGUUUAUAGCAUACAGAAUGGCCAACGUUCGUCGAUGUAAUGCGAUGCGCCACUGGUACGCCAGAAAAGAUGGGAUUUACAUUAACAGAAAUCAAAGACCCCCACCAGUGUUCAUUUAUCCAUGGAACACAACUAAAUAA